This is a messenger RNA of Hydra vulgaris (swiftwater hydra), 2319 nucleotides long. Its product is annotated as tudor domain-containing protein 5. NCBI's taxonomy places the organism in Eukaryota, Metazoa, Cnidaria, Hydrozoa, Anthoathecata, Hydridae. The record is from RefSeq and is a predicted model, not a curated record.
GUAUAGUUCUACUGUUUCAUUUAGGUAAAUUAUUAAUUGAUCAUAAUAAUAUUGUGGCAAUAAUAUCAAAGUUUAUUAUUAAAGGACUAAGCCUUAUAGUGAAAACAAAAUGAAAGAAAAUUUAGAAGAAGUUAAAAAGAUAGUCAGGUCUCUCCUUCUAUCAGCAAAACAAGGCUUGACAAUCAACCAACUUUGUUCAGAGUACACAGAUUUGGAACAUAAAACACUACCAUAUAAAGAGUUUGGGUACAAUUCUGCCAUAUCAUUUAUGAAAAGUAUGCCAGAUGUUGUCAGGCCUGUUUUUCUUUCUCGUGGUGAUAUGGUACUUCAAGGUGUAGCUGAUGAAUCAACUGCUCACAUCAAAGAACUAGUACAGCGACAAAGAUCGACAGGACGAAACUCGAAUAUUGUUGCUGUUAAACAAGUCAGAGCAACAAAAAAUAUUAUUCCAAGUUUUGUUAGAGUAAAAAUAUCAGAGGUGAUUCAUUGUUUUCCAAAGGGAUGCAGUUCCAGUGUUUUUGAUUUAACUUGCCAGAAAAAGUUCGGCAAAAAAAUUGACCCUUCUUAUUUAGGCUUACCAACUCUUAAAGCGGUAUUGGAUUUAUGUCCAGAUAUAGUUUCAACAAAAAUUUGCCUUUCUGAGUUGUUCAUUUACCCAGCUUCAAAAAAAAGUGAACAGAAACCACCAUCUCUGAAACCACCAUCUCAGGAUACAUUUAAGCAAAAAAAAAUCAAUUUUGAGACACCUAAAGUUAAAAGUGGAAUUCCUGAAGACAUCAAAAAAGAAGUUUAUGUGGUUUUAAGCAAGCAUUCCUCUGGUAUUUGGUCAAAUCAAUUUCAAAUUAAAUUUAAGGAAGUGCACAAAAAAGAGUUUGAUUAUCAAAAGUUUGGUUUUAGUAGUAUAAUUGAGUUUAUGUCAAAAUUACCUGAUUUUGUCUUGGUACAUCGACCUGUAGUUACUGGUGAUUGGAUUUUAAUGCCUAUUCAUAUAGAUAUGAAUAAAAAUCUUUCAACUCCUAAUGACGUGGUUUCUCCUAAUUCACAUUAUUCAAAUUAUAAUCCUGGAGCUAUUGGUGAUCUUGUUGAAGUUUAUAUUUCUCACAUUAUUGAUCCAUCUUCCUUUUGGUUUCAAUGUGUAACAUUAAUAGACAAACUAACUUCUUUAAUGAAUGAUAUGAAUGCAUUUUACGAAGAUGAAGUUGCUUCUAAAGAUUAUGAGUUUACUUUAAGUUAUUUAAAAGCAGAAACAGUCUGUUGUGCACAAUAUGAAGAUGGAGAAUGGUACAGAGCAAUUAUUAAAAAUGUUUUAUCUCCAAGCGAAGUUGAGGUUUUUUAUGUUGACUAUGGGAAUGAAAUGGUUCUUGAUAUAUUAUAUUUGCGUUUAAUGAAAAAAGAUUUUAUGACUCUUCCAGUUGUUGCAAAUUUAGGUUUUCUAGAUGGAGUGUUACCUUAUGAUUUAAAAAAAUGGUCAAAAGAAGCAAUAAAGAGAUUUUUUGAAUUAACAUCAGAUAAAUAUUUGUAUGGAAAAAUAAUGUCAAAAGAAAAAUCUAUAUCUCUUGAACUAGUUGACACAAAUAAUACAGAUGAUGUUUAUAUAGCUGAAGUUUUAUUGGAAAAUAAUUUAGCUACAGAUAAUGAAAUUCCAAAAGUUUCAGAAAGUAUAAAAAGUUACACAAAUGAUUGUUCAAGAAAUAACCAUUUGGAACCUAAAGUUGCUGAAAAAACAACAACAGUGGUUAAUGAUUUUGUCAAAAAUUUUCAGAUUGAUGAGGAUAUGUUGUUUACUGUAAUUCAUUAUAAAGAUCAAGCUUGGCUUACAAGUCUUGAUAUAUCUAAAUUAUUUUGGGAUGGUGGAGAUAUACUGAGACAAAUGCUCAGUCAAAAGAAGUUAUCAUUUGAAAAUGAUAUAAUUAGCGAAUCUGAAAAUGAAAAUUUAUUCUCAGUGCUGAAGAAAAUGAAUAAUUCUGGUGUUGGGUUUUUGUUUCGAUCUCAUUUUACUGUGUAUAAAGUAUCAAGCUUACUACAAAUAUGCAGUAUAUUUAAAUGCAGAAAGGCUCAUUACUUGGUUGCCAUUAAUUCAUUGGUCAAAGAUGUAGAGAAAGAGGAAUUUUGGCAACGAAAGUUAAAUGAAAAUGAAUUAAAAGAAGAGGAGGCAAAGUUAAAACUCAUGGAACUCAAGUUCAAAAGAAAACGACUUCACUAUGGAAUGAUGACCAAUACAGCAUCUGAGAAAACAUUAGAUGACUUAAGAUUAUUAGAGAAUAAUAUCAAAGAAUUAGAAUUAAAUUUAAAGAAAACAUAAUUCUUGUCUUAGUUCAA